Lycium barbarum (goji berry) is the source of this 687-nucleotide messenger RNA. Its product is annotated as flavonoid 3',5'-hydroxylase-like. Gene Ontology annotation, molecular function: monooxygenase activity; oxidoreductase activity, acting on paired donors, with incorporation or reduction of molecular oxygen; heme binding. The coding region runs from base 1 to 687 and encodes 228 amino acids. The record is from RefSeq and is a predicted model, not a curated record. NCBI's taxonomy places the organism in Eukaryota, Viridiplantae, Streptophyta, Magnoliopsida, Solanales, Solanaceae. The transcript is spliced from 2 exons.
AUGGAGCAGAAAGACAUUGGGAUAUCAGUGGACUUGGUGAAAAUAAAGGCCAUCUUGGUGGAUAUUGUGAUUGGUGGGACUGACACUACAAUCACGACGGUCGAGUGGGUAAUGGCGGAGCUUCUGAAUAAUCCAGAGAUAAUGUCAAAGGUGCAGGAGGAAUUGAAAGAUGUUGUAGGGAUAAAUAACAUUGUUGAAGAAUCCCACUUACCGGAACUGCACUAUCUUGACACAAUUUUAAAGGAGACGUUACGUUUACACCCUGCAUUACCACUUCUUCUCCCAAAGCGGCCGAGCCAAUCUGCAAUAGUAGGUGGAUACACAAUACCUGAGGGAACUAAAGUAAUCUUGAAUGUUUAUACAAUUCAUCGGGAUCCUCAAGUGGGGGAGAGUCCAUUGGAGUUCCAGCCUGAAAGAUUCUUGAGUCGCUCUACAAAUUUAGACUAUGCUAGAAAUAAUAUGAAGUACAUUCCAUUUGGAUCAGGGAGGAGAAUUUGUGCUGGCCUUCCUUUAGCAGAGAAAAUGCUCAUGUUUAUAUUGGCUUCAUUGUUGCAUUCCUUUGAUUGGAAACUCCCUGAGGGCGAAAACGUUGACCUUUCAGAGGGAUUUAGACUUGUCAUCAAGAAAAGCGAGAGGCUAUUUGCCAUCCCUACUCCCAGGUUACCAAAUUUCGAACUAUAUCAGUAA